Messenger RNA from Ogataea polymorpha, 2351 nucleotides. RefSeq lists its product as uncharacterized. The transcript is spliced from 4 exons. Gene Ontology annotation, cellular component: membrane. Gene Ontology annotation, molecular function: zinc ion transmembrane transporter activity. The record is from RefSeq and is a predicted model, not a curated record. Lineage: Eukaryota; Fungi; Ascomycota; Pichiomycetes; Pichiales; Pichiaceae. Gene Ontology annotation, biological process: zinc ion transmembrane transport; intracellular zinc ion homeostasis. The coding region runs from base 1 to 1212 and encodes 403 amino acids.
AUGUUUUGUGCACGUGACGCAACCAGGUCCAGCAAAGCACGUUUUACCGGUGCCAACGGCGACAGGUGGCGGUGCAGUUCGUCGAGCACCUCAGCGUCGGGAUCGACCUUGAGCUUGUUGCAAGUCCAGCUGUGCAACAAGCUUGCCCAGAUACAGCAUUCUGUCCAUCUGCGACAUCCCGUGGAACUUGAGCAGCAAGAGGAGGAGGGUCUUAACUACGCAGAGUACGUUUUCUCGAAACUGUUCCCAUUUGGACCUGCGGGUAAUGCUCUACUGGCAACGACCUACAUCUCGGGGCCUCCGAACUUCAUUCUCGCCCUUAUCCCGGCCAACAUCGACGUCUCGUCCUUGUCUCUUCUGGUCAGCUUUGCCAUCGGAGGACUUCUCGGAGACGUGUUUCUGCACCUUCUGCCACAAACGUUUCUGGGCGAGCCAUUGGAACACAAGGCGUCAUUUGUUCUGGUUGACGGAAAACGCAACUGUGUGCUUGGGUUCUGCAUUUUCGUUGGUUUUCUGUUUUUCUUUGUGAUUGACAAAAGUUUGCGCAUUCUCGAGCACACUCGCGAGGGGUCGGCGCACUCGCACUCGCAUACCCUUGCAGAGCCUGUGGAGAAACCAAAGUCGAAAAAAAAGAAGGGGAAAAAGAACAUAGAAACCAAAGCACAGCCUGUGGUGGCGAACCCGAACGCCAGUGUCAAGACGUCUGCGUAUCUCAACCUGAUUUCAGACUUCACGCACAACAUCACCGACGGUCUUGCAAUUGCGGCCUCGUUCUACAUCUCCAAGACUGUGGGCUGCACUACGACUCUGGCUGUGUUUUUCCACGAAAUCCCACAUGAAGUGGGGGACUUUGCGCUUUUGAUCCAGGGCGGGUUCACCAAGUGGCAGGCCAUGAGCUCACAGUUUGUGACCGCAAUUGGCGCUUAUAUGGGCACAUUGAUCGGCAUAGGCAUCCAGACGAUGUCGGGCGAGGCCAGCAAGCUGGCAGCGCUCAAUUCGUCCGGUCUCUUUGGCACUACUGUUCAGAUUGGGGACCUCACUUUGCCCUUCACUGCAGGCGGAUUCCUGUACAUUGGUUUCAGCGUGGUGCCGGAGCUGCUGGAACUGGGCCAGGGAACUACAAGACUACAAGAAUUGCGCAAGUUUGUGAGCCAGAUCUUCUUCAUCUUUGUGGGCAUCGGCUUCAUGUUUUUGAUUGCGUGGAACGAAUAGAUGUUAGGACAAUAUAUAUAAAAUUUUUCUCAAGUGGGUAUAUCUGCAAUUUAAGGAGCCCGAUCUUUUUUCCCACUGUGCACAUCGGUACUAAUAAUUACUAUCUCUGUUCUCCCAGACCGCAAAUGACUGUGUAUAAAUACAGAUUCGAAUGGUAUGUGCGUGAAGAGACACCGGAUCAGCGAGUUUUUCAGUCGGAUCGCAGCUUUUUCCCUAAUGUUGAUUCUCUCUGAUAACAGCUGAUCAAAUCAAGAUAUCGACUUCUAACCAUCUACAGGCUGUCCAGCGACGCCAAACAGGUGUACGUCACUGGAUCGUUCGACGGUUGGUCCAAAACGUGCCAGCUGGACAAAACAGGCGUGGGUUUUGCCAAGGUUGUUGAGUUGCCCUUUGAAAAGAUCGUCUUCAAGUUUGUUGUGGACAACCAAUGGUACACUUCUGACAAUGACAAGAAGGAGUACGACGAGUGCGGGAAUCUCAACAACGUGCUGUAUCCGGACGAUUUAAUUAGAUACGACAACGAGGAUGGCGCCAGCGAGUUCACGGCCAUCUCGUACCCAGACGCAGACGGCGACGACGCUGGCCGUGUGGCGCACGCGCAGCGCGAGGUCCCUGACGAGGAGGACCUGGGCAGCUCCACGCAGGUCACACUGAAAGACGAGUAUCCGAUGUCCGAGUCCAGCGGACACGGGAUUUUCGCGCGCCUGCGCUCGUUCUUCAAAUAGUGGUGUGUCGACAUGUUGGUUGCUUUAUUUAGGCUUUGCUUUUGUGCCUAAUGGCACUCAUUGGUUUGCCCAUUUGGCGAACUCGGCUCUUUUUUGUUUCAAUGCCAGGUAUCCCGGUCGGUUGAUCAGUUCCUCAAACAACGCCACUCCUUGCACCUCCAGCUCUUCAGUGGCCUUUUCCAUAUAAAUGUACUUGAGCGGCUCCUGUUUGUAUCCCCUCACCUCCUUGCCUGUGACGAUGUCGUGCUUGGGGCUUGGACGCGGAACCCCGGCCAAACUGCCCACCAGAACCAACACGCACGCCAAACAGGCUUCCAGCUGGACGUCCAACGGCAGAGCGUCGCCCAGCUGGUGGAAUUGGUACGAAGAGUACGCGGAAUUGGCAAACAAAAUGGCCGCUCCAACGUAACAGAC